AUGAAGUUCUUUGCUCUGUGCGCCUUUCUUCUGAUCGCCCUGGCUGCUGUCCAGGCAACUCCCGGCCAAGUUGGUGGACACGGUGGUGGACAAAUUGGACACGGUGGACACGGAGGACAAAUUGGACUCGGUGGUCAUGGAGGAUCAAUUGGUCGUGGUGGACAAUCUGGACAUGGUGGAGUUGGAGGUUCCUUGGGACAUGGCGGUCAUUUGGGCUAAAUACUUAUUAUAAUCCAUCAAGAAGAUAAGCAAUCCUCAACUUGAUGGUUAAAGAAGUAUUUGGUUAACUCAUCAAAUGCAGCAUAAAAUAAAAACUUCGUUUUUGCGAAACCAAA
Molecule: messenger RNA, 335 nt
Organism: Drosophila subpulchrella
Lineage: Eukaryota; Metazoa; Arthropoda; Insecta; Diptera; Drosophilidae
Product: ctenidin-1
Exons: 1
Coding region: 1-219 (72 amino acids)
Biological process (GO): defense response
Source: RefSeq, a predicted model, not a curated record